Prorocentrum cordatum is the source of this 982-nucleotide messenger RNA. NCBI's taxonomy places the organism in Eukaryota, Dinophyceae, Prorocentrales, Prorocentraceae. The record is from the annotation of a GenBank genome assembly.
CCGGUGCCCAAGGGUGGCCGCCGGCGCGGUCGCGGGCGACGCCCCCCCGCGACAGCCCGAGAUCGGCCGGCAACGAGCGGCGGGCUCGAAGCCUCUCGGGUUUGCGGAGGACUUCCUGGGACUGGGUGGAGCUGCAGGCGGAGAUGGCCCGCACGGGCCUCCUCGAGCUUCCGGCCGGGCGCACCCCCAGAGGCCUCCUGCCCGAGCCCGGGGCAGGCCUGCGACGGCGGGUGGUCGCCGCCGCGGCCGGGGAGGGCGAUGCCGCCGAGGCGGAGGCCUGGGCCUGGCUGCUGAGCGACCCCUCGGAGGCCCUGCCGACCGACCGCUUCGCCGGCGAGCGCGUGGCCAGGGCCUGGGCCAGCGCCGACUUCGGCCGCGGCGAGCGGUGGCUGGCGGGCAUGCUCUCGGCGAGGCUCACGCCGAACAGGGAGGCCUUCCGGUGGAUCCUCGAGGCGCUCGCCGCCCGGGGCGACCUCGCGGCCGCCACGGGCUGGCUCCAGCGCAUGGUCAUCGCGGAGAUCCGGCCCGGCCCAUGGCGUACAACGCGCUCGUCGCCGGCUGCGCCACUGCGAGCGACUGGGCCAAGGCGCUGGACUGCUUCGGGGAGAUGCGCCUCGUCAUGCUGGACCCCGACGCAGACUCCGAUCGGAGAGGCGUGAUGAGCGCCUUCGCCCGGGGCAGCAACACGCUCCAGGCGGAGGCGUGGUACGAGUCCAUGCUGAACGCCAGCCUCCUUCCCGCCCCGACGGUCCGCCACUUCGGCGUCCUCAUCGGCAGCUGCGUCCGCGCCGGCCACGCCGCGCGCGCCGCCGGCUGGCUGCGCGGGAUGCGGGGCGCCCGGGUGGAGCCGGACUGUGGGUGCUGGUGGACCUGCUUCAACGGUGUCCUCCAGGCGUACAGCCGGGACCACGACGUGGAGAUGGUGGAGAGCCUACUGAAGGAGAAUGGUCAGCAACGCCCUGGCGCCCGACGCCGAGUCGUA